This is a messenger RNA of Arctia plantaginis, 627 nucleotides long. The record is from the annotation of a GenBank genome assembly. NCBI's taxonomy places the organism in Eukaryota, Metazoa, Arthropoda, Insecta, Lepidoptera, Erebidae.
AUGCAUAUAGUAAAGCGCAUUGCCCGUGUCUGCGAUGCGUGUGCACACAUAAAGACGCAAUUCAGCGUAUCGUUAACGAUAAAGACGGUGAGCGUAAACGAAGGUGGACGUGCGGUGCGUGGCGUCCGACGAGUGAAUUUCAGGCUUCCUUUGUUUACGUGGGGCGAGGCCGGCGCGGGUCGGGAGCGCUCGGAGGGGAAGGGGGUGCGGCUGCGUGCUGUUCAAGGUCAAGAGCGUCGGGCGUCGGCUCGCUGCACCGGCGCGCCGGCGACUGGACAUUCGCGGGCGGCGCACGCCCAGGGACCGGUUUCACUCGUGACACGGAGAGAGCGGGACACGUCGGGCGCACGGCCGGAGCCAGCCCUAGACUGUAGCUCGUACUCACCCUGGAGGCGCCGCUCCUGCAGCUCGAUGAAGCGUGCCGCCUCGAGCAGCGUGUCGAGGAGGCUCAUAUCGACAUUGAGCGGGCGCCUCGCGGUCCAGGCGCGCCCGCUGUCACGCCGCGACUGGCCACGCGCGCCUCUCGCCGCUCACGUGGCCGAGCCGGGUCAUCCAAUGGCGGCGCAACGCGAGUGUCACGUGACUGGAGCGCUGCACCAAUCACAGCCCGCCGGCCGCGCGACGUAG